AUGGCCUGGAGAUGUUCUGGUUCAACCAACAGCGAAUUGAUCUCAAAGAUGGCGCAGAACGGAAUCCUGACCUCGGAGCGCAUCCUUAAUGCAAUGUCGAAGGUCGACCGGGCAAAUUAUGUCCACGAUAAAAGAGCUGCUUAUGAAGACUCCCCCCAGCGUAUCGGGUAUGGUGCUACUAUUUCUGCACCGCAUAUGCACGCAUACGCGGUAGAACAUCUGCUGUCCCAUCUGAAGGACGGGGCCAAGGUACUGGACGUUGGAAGUGGAUCUGGAUACCUGGUAGCCGUUCUCCAUCAUCUUGUUGCAUCAAAUAAGCAAGGCGGUAAGGUGGUCGGGAUCGAGCAUAUCAACGAACUAGUCGACUGGUCCAUCCAAAAUUUGAAGAAGGACGGUCUUGAGGAGGCACUAGCUACAAAACAGAUUGAAGUAUUCGCAGGUGAUGGCCGUCAAGGCUAUGCAAGUGGAGGUCCUUACGAUGCAAUCCAUGUUGGAGCUGCAGCGCCUACCAUACCCGAUGCGCUCGUCGAGCAACUAGCAUCCCCCGGCAGAAUGUUCAUUCCCGUUGGAACUCAAACGCAACAUAUAUACCAUGUGGACAAAGAUGAGAAUGGCAAGGUAGCCAAGAAGGAGAUCAUGGGUGUUAGCUACGUCCCCCUUACAGAUUUGGAGAAACAAAGAAACGCCCCGUUUUGA
Pleurotus ostreatus (oyster mushroom) is the source of this 696-nucleotide messenger RNA. RefSeq lists its product as uncharacterized. Gene Ontology annotation, cellular component: cytoplasm. The coding region runs from base 1 to 696 and encodes 231 amino acids. The record is from RefSeq and is a predicted model, not a curated record. The transcript is spliced from 7 exons. Gene Ontology annotation, molecular function: protein-L-isoaspartate (D-aspartate) O-methyltransferase activity. Lineage: Eukaryota; Fungi; Basidiomycota; Agaricomycetes; Agaricales; Pleurotaceae. Gene Ontology annotation, biological process: protein modification process.